Molecule: messenger RNA, 1697 nt
Organism: Brachypodium distachyon (stiff brome)
Lineage: Eukaryota; Viridiplantae; Streptophyta; Magnoliopsida; Poales; Poaceae
Product: notchless protein homolog
Exons: 13
Coding region: 81-1496 (471 amino acids)
Biological process (GO): ribosomal large subunit assembly
Cellular component (GO): nucleolus
Molecular function (GO): protein binding
Source: RefSeq, a predicted model, not a curated record
GCAAACACAUCCUCUCCUCUCCUCUUCCUCCUCCUCCGCCGCCGCCGCCGCCGGCAAGGGAUAGAUAGAGAGAGAGAGAGAUGGAGAACGGCAGCCAUGGCAGCGUGCUUUGCCAGCUCGUGAGCCCCGAGGGGGAGCAUCUCGAAGCGCCGGUCUACCUGCCGCACAACGUCGGCCCGCCGCAGCUCCAGGAUAUCGUCAACAAACUCCUCCACAACGAGGAGAAACUGCCUUACGCCUUCUACAUCGGAGAUGAGGAGCUCUCUCUUCAGCUUGGUGCUUACAUGCAACAAAAAAAUGCCAAUGUCGAGGUCACUCUGCGCAUAGUAUAUCAGCCACAAGCAGUUUUCAGGAUCAGGCCUGUCAACCGAUGCUCCGCUACAAUUGCCGGUCAUACAGAAGCUGUGCUGGCUGUUUCUUUCAGCCCUGACGGAAGAUGUUUGGCUAGUGGUUCAGGUGACACCACUGUUCGGUUCUGGGACCUGAACACGCAGACCCCGUUGUUCACAUGCAAAGGCCACAAAAAUUGGGUUCUCUGCAUUGCAUGGUCACCUGAUGGGAAACAUCUUGUUAGUGGAAGCAAGUCAGGAGAACUUAUAUUAUGGGACCCAAAAACAGGCAAGCAAUUGGGCACUCCUCUUACGGGACACAGAAAGUGGAUUACUGCUGUAUCCUGGGAGCCAGUUCAUUUGCAAUCUCCUUCCCGCCGUUUUGUAAGUGCAAGUAAAGAUGGCGAUGCGCGUAUUUGGGACAUUACCACAAGGAAGUGUGUUAUUUCCCUCGCAGGUCACACCAAUGCUGUGACCUGCGUCAAGUGGGGUGGAGACGGUUUGAUAUACACAGGUUCAGAAGAUUGUUCAAUCAAAGUAUGGGAAACUUCUCAGGGAAAGCUGGUCAAAACGUUGCAGGGUCAUGGGCACUGGGUAAAUUCGCUUGCCUUGAGCACAGAAUAUGUUCUCCGCACUGGGGCAUAUGACCAUACCGGCAAGACAUAUUCAAGUGCGGAGGAAAUGAAAGAGGCAGCUCUGGCAAGAUAUGAGAAGAUGAGGGGUAAUGCUCCUGAGAGACUCGUCUCUGGUUCUGAUGAUUUUACUAUGUUUCUUUGGGAACCAGCAAUUAGUAAACAGCCGAAAGCUCGCAUGACUGGUCAUCAGAAGCUGGUAAACCACGUCUACUUCUCCCCUGAUGGGCAGUGGUUGGCGAGUGCCUCCUUUGACAAAUCCGUUAAGCUAUGGAACGGUAUCACGGGCAAAUUCAUCGCAGCUUUCAGAGGGCAUGUCGCGGAUGUCUACCAGAUCAGUUGGUCUGCGGACAGUAGGCUUCUGCUGAGUGGAAGCAAGGAUUCCACCCUAAAGGUUUGGGAUAUUAGGACACGCAAGUUGAAACAGGACCUGCCAGGCCAUGCAGACGAGGUUUACGCAGUGGAUUGGAGCCCGGAUGGCGAAAAGGUUGUGUCUGGUGGUAAAGAUAGGGCCCUGAAAUUAUGGAUGAAUUAGGCUAGUCAGCUACUGUUGAUCUGCUGGCUGCACUGCAGUUGCUCUUGUUGUUGCUGGGGCAGAGCAGGCAUUUUUGUUCUAGGGGUAUUGUUGUUAGCUGUCACGACUCAGACAACUGAUAUAUUGGAAAUGUAUCCAAGUCUCUUGUGAUGAAAUUAUUCACGAAUCACUAUUAGCAUGAAUUGCUAGCAGAUGUGUGGA